Messenger RNA from Hypomesus transpacificus, 7930 nucleotides. RefSeq names its product FERM and PDZ domain-containing protein 1 (gene frmpd1a). NCBI's taxonomy places the organism in Eukaryota, Metazoa, Chordata, Actinopteri, Osmeriformes, Osmeridae. Gene Ontology annotation, cellular component: cytoskeleton. Bases 112 to 6495 code for a protein of 2127 amino acids. The record is from RefSeq and is a predicted model, not a curated record. The transcript has 17 exons. Gene Ontology annotation, molecular function: protein binding.
GAGGCAGCACCCUCCUCUUCCUCAGCUUGAGGACCGGAGAGAGAGCCGAGCAGGGGUGUAGCUACUGCCUCCAGCAUGGAGCCCUGAUACACGGAGGCUGAGAGCAGCCAGAUGGAGGAGCGGGACCGUAGCCGCUCUCCCUCCCGCAGGACCAGCCGGGUGGAGCAAGUGGUGGGGAGGUGGCUCCGACGUUCCAGGGACUCAAGCAGCAGAGAGAGGAUCCUGGUGGACGGGAAGGCCGGGGAGCCCGGUGCGUCGGACCAGAGGAACUAUCCGGUGCGCCUGACGGUUCAGAUCCUGAAGGACCCCCUGCUCAACUCCCACGGGCUCAGCCUGUCUGCUCAGGCCCCCAUACUGGUGCAAGAUGUCAACCCAGGAGGUCCUGCUGAUGGUCGACUCAUCCCCGGCGACCAGGUCGUAAAAAUCAACAAUGUAGCCGUUGAUGACCUGACCCCGGAGCAAGCUGCUGACAUAAUCAGGGAAUGUCAGGACUCAGUGAUAAUGACUGUCCUGCGAACCACAGUGGGACCCAAGUCCUCCUUUAUCACUCCAGAGAAGAGGGCCAAACUGAAGUCCAACCCGGUGAAGGUACGCUUCGCGGAGGAGGUCGCAGUCAACGGACACUCUCAGGGCAACUCUCUGCUCUUCCUGCCCAACGUUCUGAAGGUGUACCUAGAAAACGGCCAGACCAAGGCCUUCAAGUUUGAACCCAACACCACUGUAAAGGACAUUGUGAUGACUCUGAAAGAGAAGCUGUCCCUGUCUCGCAUCGAGCACUUCUCUCUAGUGCUGGAGCAGCAGUACAGCAUUACCAAGCUCCUGCUUCUACACGACGAGGAGAGGAUCCAGCAGGUGGUCCAGAAGAGGGAGUCUCACGACUUCAGGUGCCUGUUCCGUGUGUGUUUCAUGCCCAGAGACCCCCAGGACAUGCUGCAGGAUGACCCCACUGCCUUCGAGUACCUCUACCUGCAGGGCGUGAACGACGUGCUGCAGGAGAGGUUUGCGGUGGAGAUGAGGUGCAACACGGCCCUGAGACUAGCUGCCCUGCACAUCCAGGAAAGACUAGCCAGCUGUGGACAGUCCCCUAAGACCAACCUGAAGAUCAUCACGAAAACAUGGGGCAUCGAGAACUUUGUGUCGUCCACCCUACUGAGGAACAUGAGGGAGAAGGAUCUGAGGAAGGCUAUUGGCUACCACAUGAAGAAGAGCCAGGCACAGAUUGAGCCCAAGCAGAAGGUGCUCACGGCAAAUCAGGCGAGGACUAACUACCUGGAGGAGCUGAGCGACCUGAAGUCCUUUGGGGGGAAGUCCUUCAGCGCCACCAUGAUGCUGCAGGAUAGGGAAUCCAUGGUGACCCUGUUGGUGGGCGCACGCUACGGCGUGAGCCAGGUGGUCAACCACAAGCUGAGCAUCAUGACCACGCUGACCGAGUUCGGCAGCAUCACGCGCAUCGAGCUGCUUCCCGAGUCGGAGCGCGUGAGCCUGGUCAAGAUCUACCUGCAGGAAAUCAAGCCCAUAACUCUGCUGUUGGAGUCUAUAGCAGCCAAGGACCUCUCCUGUCUGGUGGCUGGCUACUGCCGUCUGCUGGUGGACCCCAACAUCAACAUCUUCCCCUGGACAGACCCCACCAGGAAACACCGGGUGUCGGCAGAGGAGGGUUACGUGUCGCGUUGUGGCAGCGAUACUGAUGACUCGUCAGAUCUGGACAUGGACACCCUGGUCACCCUCGUGUCCUGCAGCAAGCAGCCCAGGCCCAGGUCCACGUCGGACCCCGAACAAGCGAGGGAGCAGCUGAAGAAGAAACGGAAAGAGCGUGAAGAAAAGAGGAGAGUGCGGAGGAGGGAGAAGUCGUGUCAGGAAUCUCGCAAGAAAGAGGAACGGGAGAAGGAGGAGGAGAAAAGAGAGAAGCACGCUGAAAGGGUUUCUUCUGAAAACAGAGAGAAAGAGAAACCGGUGGAGGGAGGAGGAGAAACGGAGGGGACGGAGGAAGAGAGAAUGCAGGGGGCUGGAGAAGGGGGAAAGGAGAAGAUAGAGGAGGAGACUGGGGAUGGAGUGGGGAAUGAGGAGGUAGGGGGGGGAGGAGGAGGAGAGAUGCUAGCUGUGGAGGACCACCCCUCUGUGUCGGAGGCGUCCGAAUCCUGUAGGACGGACUCACGCUUCAUCACCAGCAUCUCCAGCGACUCACUGGACGCCCUAGAGGAGGACGACCUCAUUUCCUGUUCAUCCUCCGCCCACCAUCACAUUCACCCCCAUACUUAUCCCCCCCCUCAUCCCCACCUUCUCUCUCCCCCUGCCCCACAUGCCCAUCCCCUCUUUCGCCUCACAGUUGACCCCCCUCAUUCCAGGUGGGAACCGUCUGCACCCCACCAGGUGAGAGAAGGGGAACACGGGACGACCAAUGACGAGGACGACCCCCACCUCUCCCCCGCGGACAUGACCUUUGACCCUGUGUCAGACAACUUCCUGUGUUUUGCCGAGCUUUCCCGCAUGGUGGAAUACCUGCCGAGCCCCCCAGAGGCCAGCGAGGACGAGGAUGAGGGGGAGGGGGAGAGGAGGGAGACGGAUGACACGUCAGAGACGGGCGGCGAGAAACAAGACAAAGGCGGGGAGGGUUGUCUUGAGCGCCUCCACGCGUCCCCUUCCCCCCCUUCCCACCUAGACUGCGUGUUCAACUUUGAGCAGAGCGACGCCAGGUGUUACUACAACAUCUGCUCGAACGUCACCCCGGAUAGCGCUCACAGCCUUUCCCGCCUCCACAGCGACCGCAGCCCGGCAGCGGUAGAGGCCGAAGAAGAGGAGGAGGAGCAGGAGGAGGAGCAGGAGGAGGAGCAGGAGGAGGCACAGCCUCCGGCGCUGGAGCUGGAGUCCGUGCCCAUCCUCCAGCCACCACCCGGUUUUGGAGACAGCAGUUCGGAGGAGGAGUUCUUCGACGCCAGCGACCGCUUUGCCUCGCCCGAAGACCCAACGUUGGGAGCCGUGCCUCGAGAUUUUGCCGCAGAGAUGAGAGAAGAUAGUCGAAGUGUGAGCCCGAGCGAUAUUGGAAUCAGCAUUCCAGAACAGCGGCAGGAAGGAAAAGAGGAAGAAGGGGGAAGCGAGGAGGAGGGAGGACGAGAGGCGAGGGCCAGACUGAGGAGAAGGUCCAGAAAGCGACGAUCCUUCAUGGAGACAAACUUCACCUCCAGAGUUUCCUUCCCAGAAACAGACCUCGACAACAACCAAGACCAGCAUCCUUACCAGAACUCGAGCCAGAAGAACCACAUUGCUCAGGCCGAUGACAGCCAGAUGCUGAGCUCUGACCCAGAACCUUCUGAACAGACCCAGAACCCGUCUCCCACCGUCUCCUGCCUGAAGCACACAGAGGGGGAACCAGCCCAGCUGGAGUCCAAGCCCAUCCUCACCAUGCCCAGCCGACACCGGGACCCAGACGAGGACAGGAAGGACCUCCUGAGGAGCUCCAGGUCCAGGCAGCAGGAUAUGGAGAUGGAGCCAGACUCCAUGGAGUUCAAAUCGGUCACGGCUCUGGUGACGGCAGCCUGCCCCUCUAUCUCUGCUGUCCGCUCCAGGGUGGACCCCGACGGGAAGGAGAGCGCCGACCGAAGAGGGGACGGGGAGGAGGAAGAGAAAGAGGGACAGAAAAAAGUGGGAAAGAGAAAAGAGGAGGGGGAUGAGAGAGAGGGGUCAUUGAAAGGAGCCUGUGCUGGUCAUAUGUUCCUGGCUGAGAUCCUGGAAGAGGAAGAGAAAGAGGAGGAGACAGAAGAGGAGAAAGGGAGUAGGGAGAAGGCAAGAGAGGAGGAAGAUAGAGGAGAGAAGGCAGGAGAGGAGACAGGGAGAGGGGAGGAGACAGGAGAAGAGAAAGGGAGAGUGCCCUCACCCAGCACUGAAGAACCAAAUGUAUUUGCUGAAGAGGGACUUCAGACCAAUAACCCACCUCGCUGUUUCAACAAAGAGGAAAAGGGUGAGGAUGUUCCUGUCAGACCCCUUCCAAGACUCUCAUCCCCUAGUUCACAUAACAAGACGUAUGGGGCUGGUAGAGUUGUGAGGAGGAAUUUUAUCCCCCCAAGCCAUCCACCACCACCGCCACCCACCCCCUCACUACCUCCACACCACAACCUCUCUACACCUCACUUACCCCACCCAGAAAGAGGGCAGGGGGGCAACAGAGGCAUGGAAGAGCACAUGCCAACCAACCCCCCUAACCCUUACCUACAGCCAGUAUAUGAUGGUUUCUUAACCAGAAACCACAGCGAAGAUUUACCAAAUGGCAAACAGAGCGAGAGUGGGAGAGCGUCUGUUGAGAUAGGUUCUGUCCCCACUAUAGCUGUUCAUACUGCCACUGAGAAUAUCGUUGGCUCCGUUACUUCCAUCCUCGGUGAUGGAGAUACUGGUAGCUUGAAUUCUUCUUAUGCUAUUGAUGAAGCAAAUGUGCCUAGUGUCAAUUUGGUAACCGCUAGUGAUGAUGAAGGCAACGCUAACAUCUGUGAUUUGAGCUUGGAUCGUGCUACCACUGCUAACGUUGAAUCCCCUGCAAAUGUUCAUCUUUUGACUGCGCACAUUCAUUCAGUAACAUCAAAUACAGAUUUUGCUGCCACCAUAAACUCCAUUACAGCAAAGCUUGAUGCUACAGCAGGCAUCCAACCUACGCCGGUCAGCACUGCUUCCACUGUGGUUAAUGUCCAAACCUCCAUCCUACCGGAUUCUCUCGCUGACACAAAAAACGCAGUUUUUAAAACGGCUAGCAUGGAGGCUAAUGCUAGCACAACUAAUGACAAUGUUGACACAGCUAAGCCUAAGGUGACCACUUUUCACAAGCUUCCCAACGAGCCUCCAUCCCCUUCUGGGUUCCUUCUCCAGCCAUGCUCCCCUGGCAUCAUCGGCGGUCGCUUGUCGGCUUCCACCCUGCGAGGGAAGAUCCAGAGCCUGCCCCUCUACUUGUCACGUUCCCAAGAAACCCUUAGCCAAACAGGGCUAGGGAGCACAGUCAAGAGCCCCUCCAGAGAUGUCAUCACCAAGGUCACUGCUGAAAAUAAGGUCGGCGUUGUAAAGGACACAAGUCAGGUAGAAUCAGCAGAGUCGGACGAUUCUGAGGUAACGCUGACAGGGUCAGAGGUGGAAGGGGAAGUGGUCAUAGAAACCACGGGGGCUGAGAUCACGCAGUCGACUAUGUCGGAGGUCAAGGAGCUGGUGGAGAAGGUGGUGAUGGUCCAUGAAAGCCCUCCCCUGCCAAUCUGCAAUGAGCUCAGACCUCUGAAUCUAGACUCAAAAAUGAACAUUUCUAAGCCAAAAAUAGAUACCUCCAGAAAUAAAACGGACAUCUACAGACCUCAAAUGAACAACCCUGUCCAUCCUGUUCCCGCUGAAAUAGUGGUGACCACGCAGAGUCUUAAUGGUCCAGGACUCAGUUUCCCAAGCAUGGCAGUGGGGGGUAGCAGUGUCACUUCUAAAGAGCUCUGUAAGCCUGCAGGAGGAGACUCAGGCCAGGUCAAAUUACUUAGCACAAGCUGUGGAGUGUUCACUGUCUGUGAGGCCCAGCCGAAGACUCAAAGCCAGGCCCACCCAGAAUAUUCCCCACAGAUAAAGCCUGAUUUUGGGUGUAGCUCUAUUCUGGCAUCUGGGUGCGAGUCUGUGCUGGAAGGUGUUCAGACUCCCCUGGACGCGUGUGGGUGUCCUAUGGUCUAUACCAACUGCUUCAGCGGGGGGGACAGUUUUGACGACGAGCUGACAGUUUACGAGUUCUCCUGCCGCACACAGAGUGACGUGACCCAUGCCUCCGAGGUGCUUCCUCUGAUGACCUCUCACCCAUCCUCCUCUUUCCUUUCCUCCUCUUUCCUUUCCUCUUCUCCUUCCGCCUCCCUCUCUCCCUCCUUCCCACGAAUGGUCAUCUCUCCCUCCUCCUCCACCGAAGUUAGCCCCCUCCUUUCCCCUUUGGAGCCAUCCAAUUGCUUCUUGUCCGAGGCGCACAAAGAGACCAUCAACCGACUGCGCCAACGCCGUUAUCCGGCCCCUCCGGCGGGUUUCCAGACACUCCGCGGAGAUGUAGACCAGCUGCUCUCCAUCUUAGAAGGCGGGGCCAGGGGAGGACGUGGGGGGAGGCACCCCAGGGACAGCUGCCCUGCCCACUUCAGCGAGAACAAGCGAACGCUGCACGGGGAAGCUCGCCGGCUCAUGGCAGGCUGCCAGAAGGUGGUGAGGGUGGGCCAGAGCCCCGAAGAGAUGCUCAUCUCCCUGGCCGAUAGCUUCCAGACUCUGGUGGAGCUGGCAGGGGUGUGCCUCUGGUUCUCUGGCUGCGACCGCUGUGACAGGCGGAACAGCGAAGCGGUGGCCGGUUUGGCGGACGUGGCGCGGGCCUUCCGGGAGUUUGCACUGGCGGCGGAGAGGGCGAGCGGGAGACGGACAUGUCACGACCUCAGCACCAAGCUGCUGGCCAAACAGUGCACAGCACUCACCGCCUCCGUCUUCUGCCUCACCCAGCUGUUUCGUACGCUCACCGCCCUUUGAAUGAUGUGGCUGCCUAUUUAACCUUUAACUCUGAGGGAGGUCUGACACUUGACGGGUCACAAACGGAGGAUUACUUGUAGUGACUAAAUGACAAGUUCUAAAGACCCAUUGGUUGUUUUACAGCCUCUGCGAUGUCAAAGUUCCCGUAGUGAUUAAUCACUAACACCCUGACAUCCCAGACCAAUUGAGACAUUCCUUAUGGUGUCAUAACAGACCACGAGGCCUCCUCUAGGGUACAGUGCUUGUGGUUGACCUAAACAGUGGCAUAAUGUGCAUUGGUCCCUAACUGGUCAGUCACUCUCAGUAGAACAAACUGUAAUAAAGUGUCACCCUGUCAUAAAGGCCACACGUAAUGACAAUCGCUAGACUCAAAGCAAACCUGUCUGUGUUUCAGUAUUUAAGUAUUUAUAUUUGAAUAUACUAUAUAUUUAUUGAUCUAUUUAUUUUGUAUCUUUCAUGUUAUUGGUUUGGUAGUUAUCGAACCGGAAAAGGCCGCGUUUCCCAGAUUUUUAAGAGCGUUCUAAGAGCGCUCAAGAACGCUCUUAAAACGCUCCUAAGAAGCUCUUAGCGUUAAGAGCUUCUUAACGAAUCUGGGAAACGCGGCCAAACAGAGAAGAAUCUCGAGGAAAACAGAACGAACAAGGAAUGUUUACAAAAAAUGUUUUAGACAAGAAAAUGAUUUACACACAUACACACACAAAUAUAGAUACACACAAAGCACAUACACACACACAUGCAUCUCCAAAAAACAGGGGUUUGCUCGGAAUCACUUUCCAAUUUCAGACAUGGUCUGUGAUUUCCUGUCUGUCACAGGGCUGACUGUUCCACUGGACGAAAGUAGUAGACUGAACAUGAAUGGACCGUUUACAAAACCAAAAUAGUUUUCUUGAGUAGCUUGUAUAAAUGUUUCUGGGAGCUCUGUUCGAUAUUUUAUAAACACCAGCUCAGUGCUUAUUAAUGUGUAUGACUUUUUCAAAUGGGUGGAUAAGGAAGGGAUUGAUGUCUUUCUUAUAAUUUGUUGUUGUCUUUUGCACAGACAAUGGUUAUGGACAGUUUGAAGACGUUAGAAUGGCUGCCACAUACAGAGAAUGAUUGUAGUCGGGGUUGGCUGUGUUGCUUACAAAACGUCAAGGGGGUGACCAGGGCAGAAAAUAUUUCUGGAAAUAAAUAAAGAAUUGAACUUGCAUGUUCUGUUCACUGCAGAAAUUCACAGUUUCUCAACAAAGCAGUACUUCACACUUAAUCACCAGGCCAGUUAAUUAUAUAAUUUUAAUGACAUUACAAAGAUGUAUUAAUUAUUUAGUUUUUGUUUUCAGUUUUAGUUUUCUUCACCAAACAAAUAAAGGAAUCAUAUUUAGCAUGGGUUAUGUUUCAUAAAGUGAUACAUUUUGGUCAUAAAAUGUUCACAUAAUUGCUUUAGGAAGAAUUAACCUUC